Messenger RNA from Syngnathus acus (greater pipefish), 1106 nucleotides. Its product is annotated as NAD(P)H-hydrate epimerase-like. NCBI's taxonomy places the organism in Eukaryota, Metazoa, Chordata, Actinopteri, Syngnathiformes, Syngnathidae. The record is from RefSeq and is a predicted model, not a curated record. The transcript is spliced from 7 exons. Bases 152 to 1003 code for a protein of 283 amino acids. Gene Ontology annotation, molecular function: NAD(P)HX epimerase activity. Gene Ontology annotation, cellular component: mitochondrion.
GUUCCGGGGUCCCCAUACCCGGAAGUAGGUCAUUUCCACGGAAGCCUGACAGACUCUUUGCGUGUUGCUUUUGUAAGUUGUAUUUUUGCAUGGCAUUUAAUGAAAAUCUUGCAUUCUUAACGGAAUAUUGGCGUGCAUUUGGACCAUCUGAAUGCUGAGUGUGCGGACUCUUUUUGGCAUCGGCUUUCUGGUGACCUCACGGGCCGCAGCAGUUUUUGCUCAAACGGGUAAAUGCCCACUUUCACCUUCAGCUAACAACCACCAGAAGAACUGUCACAGUAGCAGACAAUCUUCCAUCAUGGCCCAGAGCAUCAAGUACCUUGGACAAGAGGAAGCCCAGCGCAUUGACGAGGAGCUCUUCAGUGAGUACGGCUUCAGUGUGGACCAGCUGAUGGAGCUCGCAGGGCUCAGUUGUGCUACCGCCAUCACAAGGGCAUAUCCACUGAGUUCCUUGGUCAAGCCCAAACCCACAGUGCUGGUUAUAUGUGGACCCGGCAACAAUGGAGGAGACGGCCUGGUCUGUGCUAGACAUCUUAAACUAUUUGGUUACGAACCCUCCAUCCUGUAUCCAAAGAGGCCCAACAAACCACUGUUUCAGGGUCUGACCACCCAGUGCCAGAAAAUGGAGAUCCCAUUUCUUACAGAGAUGCCCGAGGCUCCUGUGAUUGACGAGGCCUUCAACCUGGUGAUCGAUGCCAUCUUCGGCUUCAGUUUUAAGGGGGCGGCGCGAGAGCCUUUUGGUUCCAUCAUCGAUGUCCUGAAGAAGACCACUGUGCCCAUUGCUAGCAUCGACAUCCCUUCAGGUUGGGAUGUGGAGCAGGGGAGCGUCGACGGAUUGCACCCCGACACGCUCAUCUCACUCACCGCUCCUAAAAACUCUGCCACCCUUUUCAAGGGACGCCAUCACUUCCUGGGAGGCCGCUUUGUGCCACCAGCUUUGGAGAGGAAGUACCAGCUCAACCUGCCCCGCUACCCCGAAACUGACUGUGUGUUAAAAUUAUAAGAUUUGGUUCCUGAAAUGGUUCCUAACAUGCUUUAACCGUUUUAGAAUGCAAUAAAGAAAAUACUUCAUGAAAAGAUUCAGCCACAGAAAACUACUAAAUCAU